AUGAAGAAACGACAAAAUGCUUCCAUUAUAUCAAAACAAACACAAUUAAAAAGAAUAAAACGAGAGGAUCAUGACUCUAGAAACGAUACCCACACAACAGCCACUAUUACUACAAAUGGUGGACUUUUUGAUGAUCUUGAUGAAGAAAUGGAUCCAAACGUGAUGGAUAGUGUAUUGCAACAACUGGAAGAUGAAAAUGGCAACAAUAGUGACGAUAAUGACAAUGACGACGACGACAAUGGCGAAGAUACGGGUUCUUUAUCGCCAAGUAUACCAGAUAUUGAUCAAGAUAAUGAUGGUCCAGAGGAAGAAAUGGAUGAAGAAGAAGAAACGACACCCCAUGAUGAUGAUGAACCAUCAGUGACCUCUAAACCAUCAAAUCAACAACUUUCAUCCAAAUUCAGAGAUCAUUAUAUGGGCAAAAUAACACAAGCUUUUGGAUCAGAUUUAGAUCAAAUUCGACAGGAUCCUGGAUUUACUGCAUCUCGAUUAAAUGUCUUGAUUGACUCUUUGGAGUCUGGCAUUAGUAUAUUUAGUGACUUGGAAAAAAGUAUUAGUUUAGCGGAUGUGAAUGAUAGUUAGAAUUAGUUAUGAUUGUUGAUAUAAUAAAAUAGAAAAACUUGUACAUUUUCUACCUUUU
Halteromyces radiatus is the source of this 640-nucleotide messenger RNA. RefSeq lists its product as uncharacterized. Bases 1 to 582 code for a protein of 193 amino acids. Gene Ontology annotation, cellular component: preribosome, large subunit precursor. The transcript has 3 exons. The record is from RefSeq and is a predicted model, not a curated record. NCBI's taxonomy places the organism in Eukaryota, Fungi, Mucoromycota, Mucoromycetes, Mucorales, Cunninghamellaceae. Gene Ontology annotation, biological process: ribosomal large subunit assembly.